AUGCCUCGCAUCUUCCGUUCCCAAACCCGGGUACGAAUCCCAACCCACCUCAGUGUGACCGAAGCAACGCUGCUGAACAGCUCAACCGCCAUAUCUCCGACCAAAAUCAUCUUUGAGGAAGCCAUCAGCGGUAGGACGGUUUCAUACGGCGAAUUCACUGCCCUGGUCAAGAGUGGGGCGGCCUGGCUACGGCAAGCUCUUGCACUUAAGCCUGGACAAGUCGUAAGCGUGAUAUCGCCCAGCUGCAUCGAUUAUAUCAUCGCCGUGCACUCUGUAUGGUGGGCUGGCGGUGCUGUUUCUUUGAUAAAUGAUUCUCUGUCGCCAACCGAAAUUGCAUAUGGUAUUCAGCUUGUCAAGCCAGACUACAUUGUUGUGGGCAGUUCCGCUUCUAGCAAACUUGUUAAGAGCCUCGGUCUGAGCAGCCCAGCGAGCUCAGCUAUCAAGAUCAUUGGACUUGGGGAAGCUCAUCCCCAAUGGUCCAGUUGGCCAAAACAGGCUGUUGGCCAAGGGAAAUUUCCGGAGAUCGAGGCUCACUCGUUCGCAAGUGGCGACAACCGACAAGUACCUGCAGCAAUUAUUCUGUCCAGCGGAACCACUGGCCAUCCCAAGGCUGUUGUUCUCUCCCAUUACAACCUCAUCGCUGUGAACUACCAAUUGCGUGCGGACAACCCUGACAACUGGAGGAGUGACAUGCGCGAGGUUUUCUUCCCGCCCUUAUCUCAUGUCUAUGCACUAUAUGUCGCCAUUACAGGAGCUCCUUGGCUAGGCUAUUACGUAUGUCUAAUGCCACGGUUUGAAUUGGAAACAUAUUGUCGCCUUCUGUCGGAGCGAAAGGCAACACUGGCUAGAUUGGUUCCUCCUGUUGCGAAAAUGCUUGCCGAAAGCCCGGUCACCCGUCGAUACACAUACCCGGCUUUAGAGUAUUUUACAUGCUCAGCUGCUCCCAUAAGUGAGAAAACUGCCGGGGAUCUGAGAACAGUAUUCCCCGGAGUGAAACUAUGCCAAACGUAUGGCUGCACUGAGGCCUCGGGUGCAUGCGUACAAUCCGGCACUCGCGACAAAGACAUGCCGUUAAAUGCGACGGGGAAGCUCAUUACCAACGCCGAGAUAAGGUUCAUUGAUUCUACUGGUAAUGAUGUCGAUAAUGGCGCACCAGGAGAGAUCACCUUGCGGGGCCCGCAUAUUAUGAUGGGGUAUUUGGGAGACCCCAAAGCCACAAGAGAGCAUAUGCUAGAUGGUGGCUGGUACAAGACAGGGGACAUAGGGUACUUAGAUGCACAAGGCUUUCUCUUUGUCAGCGGUCGUAUAAAAGACAUCAUCAAGUCAAACGGAUUCCAGGUUUCACCUCUUGAGCUCGAAGAGAUACUCGUCCACCAUCCACUUGUCAAAGAGGCGGCCGUACACGGUGUGUGGAGUGAACGCGACGCAACCGACCUCCUACGCGCGUAUAUCGUAUCGGAGAAGCCGCUGGCGAAGACUGGGCGAGAUAUGGAAGAGGCCGCGCGAUCUGUGACUGAGUUUGUAGCGAGCCAGGUAGCUGGCUAUAAGCAGUUGAAGGGAGGGGUGAUUUUUGUCGAUUCGUUGCCUAAGAGCCCGACUGGAAAGCUGCUCAGACGGCUUCUCAAAGAUAUAGAUGAUACUGGAUGUAUCCCACUGCAGUCAAAGCUAUAG
Molecule: messenger RNA, 1671 nt
Organism: Penicillium crustosum
Lineage: Eukaryota; Fungi; Ascomycota; Eurotiomycetes; Eurotiales; Aspergillaceae
Exons: 5
Coding region: 1-1671 (556 amino acids)
Biological process (GO): secondary metabolic process
Molecular function (GO): CoA-ligase activity
Source: RefSeq, a predicted model, not a curated record